AUGGAGCCAGAUAACAACAAAGCCUGGCUAGUGAUAUUCUACAGGGACGGUACAGAUGAUAGUGUAAACUACAAUCAGCCAUAUAGUCAGUACAAGAGAUAUCAAGGAUUUGGGAACAUCAGUGGUAAUCAUUGGAUUGGAUUGGAAUUUAUGCAUAACUAUACUCAGCUCUAUAACACAAUCUUACGCAUUGAGCUAACAGCCAACAAAAUCAAGCAUAUCCUCAUGUAUGAUCACUUCAGUAUCAGUAGCAAAGAAUCAGGAUACAGACUGAACGUUGGAAACUAUAAUGGGACACUCCCUAAUUAUCUCUCACAUCACAACAACAAUCCAUUCUUAACCCCAGACAAAGAAACCAAUAGCUACAAUUGUGCUACUCUGCAUCAAGGUGGCUGGUGGUACGAGUGCUG
Amphimedon queenslandica is the source of this 410-nucleotide messenger RNA. RefSeq names its product angiopoietin-related protein 6-like. The record is from RefSeq and is a predicted model, not a curated record. The annotation marks the transcript as partial. The transcript has a single exon. Lineage: Eukaryota; Metazoa; Porifera; Demospongiae; Haplosclerida; Niphatidae.